Messenger RNA from Ochotona princeps (American pika), 944 nucleotides. It is a transcript of the gene EDDM3B, whose product is annotated as epididymal protein 3B. The transcript is spliced from 2 exons. NCBI's taxonomy places the organism in Eukaryota, Metazoa, Chordata, Mammalia, Lagomorpha, Ochotonidae. The record is from RefSeq and is a predicted model, not a curated record. Bases 277 to 753 code for a protein of 158 amino acids.
UGUGUUUCUUUGGUGCCUGGGAGUCAGCCUUUGAUAUUUGGAGCCUUGCUUGAGGGUAUUUUCAGAGUGAACUCCAGUGUUCCAGAUGAAAAGAUAGAAGUCUGCACAGUAACACUGUCCCCACUCUCCCUCCCACACUGCCAACAAUCGUUUGAAGCACUGUUACUCCCAAUGCUAUUCCUUGCUCCACUGCUGCUAAUCUCCUGGGCAUUCAGGAAAGGGGAAGGACACCGACUGCCUUUCAGAUCCACGUCCCCACUACAUCUGGUGACCUGAAUGCCAAAUCUCAACAAGGUGACCCCCGAGGCUGACAUGUCCUCUUCCAAGGUAUGGGUCACUCUUCUCGCUCUGAUGUGCUUCCAGUGCAGGAUGCUUGCACAUAGCACUGGCAUUUCCAAGAGACAGUUCAUGAACGAGUACUACCUCAGUUCAAACUGGAAUUUCGACACAUACAAGUGUGACGCCGUCAUGCUAAAAAAACGAAUUCCCAGAGACCAGAACUCUCAUGUGUUUGUUUAUAUCUCAUGGUACCAACUCGAACAUUUAUGUAUUCGUAAUCACUGGAAUGACCGCUACAGAAACACAUAUGUGUGGACCCCAAGUCCCAUCAAAGUACUCACGUGUCAUCGGCAGCGUUUCAAAAUUGGAUACACAGAGAGCAGGAGCUUCAACUAUGUUGAAUUCCAUUGUAACAUGGAUGGCUAUGUCAACAGCAUAGAAGACAUGAAGCUGGUAGCGCUUAUAGACACUUAGAGGAUCUACUUUCUCCCUUGAUUUUGGUAGUGAAUUCAAUACUCCCCAAGUGGUGGGCCCUGCCUACUCAGAUAACCCCCGCCUCACCCCACAGAGGAUUUCUAUGUCACUAAUUUCCAGUAACUUCAAGUUACAUGUCCCAAGAUUUCUUGAGACUUAAACUUUGCUUAUGUUGUUUUUCUGCCCAGAAU